Molecule: messenger RNA, 1019 nt
Organism: Schistocerca cancellata (South American locust)
Lineage: Eukaryota; Metazoa; Arthropoda; Insecta; Orthoptera; Acrididae
Gene: fs(2)ltoPP43
Product: probable RNA polymerase II nuclear localization protein SLC7A6OS
Exons: 6
Coding region: 186-1019 (277 amino acids)
Biological process (GO): developmental process
Source: RefSeq, a predicted model, not a curated record
UAGUUUUAAAUCAGUUAUGUUUUUGUUUUGCAUUGUGUUUGGUGUGAGGGUGGGGAAUGUAGUUGAGUGAUUCGUGCAGGCGAUUUUCAUGACCAUGAUGUGCUGUAUUUCAGAAAGACCUUCGUACGCGUAAUAAUUACCGUUCAGCCAUCGUAAACAUACUUUGAUUAUUUAAAACGCAUGAAAUGGCAGCCAUACUGCGUGUCAAACGCCGUUGCGACGAGGAUCCCCACGAAGCUCUAUUAUUAUCCUGCAAGAGACUGAAACAUGAUGAAACUCCAGAGAGUAACUCGCAUUCUUACACAGCGCUGCUUCAGUUUGCCGGCACGAUUAACACACAGGAAGAAAAUGUGGCACAGCAUAUACUCAAGAAAUCAAAGAAGUCCAUUCCCAGGACAUCAAAGAAGCAUGUCACCAACAUACUAGAGAAACUUCGUGCAGAAAGCAAGCAAAUAUCACAAGAAAACAGAUUUAAGGUUGUGAACUGCUUCAGAGCACUAAACACAGCUGACACAGACGAUGAGAAGUCACCGCCCACAGAAGCAGCUGGAUCUGGAGAAAAGGAAGGGAGUCAAAUGAUAACAGUGGUUGAUAUUGAAAAAAGUCCACCAGAGAGGAAUAAAGAUCAUACUACACCAUCAGAGAUAACAAACCCUUCUAGCGAAGAUAAAAACUACGUAUAUGAUUUGUAUUACACAGAAAAGAUUGAUUUUGAUGACAUGUUGCUGGACACUCAACUGAGUAUCCAUCCUAUGGAAUCAGAACUGGUAUAUGAUGUAGAUGAAGAAGAUGAUAAAUUUCAGUUGGAGGAAGAGGACAGUGAUUCAAAUGAUGAAAAUAAUUGGCGCAAUGAUUAUCCAGAUUCUGAUAAUAGUAUCAAUGAAGAUGACAUGAUGCUGGCCAUGCAGAUGGAUGACAUGAAUAUAGAUAAUGAGCUUUCAAGUGAUGAUGGAGAGGAAGAUUAUAUUUAUAGUAAGGAAGCUGAUCCAAAGGAUAUCAGACUUUAUGGCUCCUCCUAG